GUUCUUUUCUUCUUUCUUUUGUACGAACUCUGAAUGACGAAUUCAAUAGUGUCCUUGUUGUUUGGUUUUCUCUGACACAGAUUUAUUUUCUUUGUUUUCUCUAGAAAACCCAGAGAGAGCAGCAUUAUAUUUUGUAUCUGGAGUGUGCAUUGGCCUAAUUUUGACUCUUGUGGCCUUGGUAAUGAGGAUAUCUUGCCAAACAGACUGUAAAAGGUCCACAGUAAAGAAGCCUCCCAGGAAACAGGAGAGUGACAGUGAUGACAGCAGCGACAGUGACGACGACUCUGACACCACUUCGGAUUUAUCUGCAAGAAGGCACAGGCGCUUUGAGAGGACUUUAAACAUGAACGUGUUUACAUCAGCUGAAGAACUUGAAAGGGCUCAGAGGCUUGAAGAAAGGGAACGCAUCAUUCGAGAAAUAUGGAUGAAUGGGCAACCAGACAUCCCAGGAACCAGAAGUCUCAAUCGUUAUUAUUAAUUGAAACCGUCAUGCAGUUCUUAGACGGCAUUCUAAGCAAAUUAUAUGUCAGAAUUUUAACAUUAUAGACUGGUACUCCUACCUAAAGACUCCAUUAGGAUUUUCCCAGCAUCAUUAAAUUGAAUUAUGAAGAUUCUGUAACUUUUUUCCUGGAAUUUCAAAGAAACAUUUCUAAACAUAAUGUAUAUAUAUAUAUUUAUACAUAUAAGACGCCUCCCACAACUGGUGCCGUUUGAGGCUGGGCCUUGAUAUACCUUUACAACCGGUUCUUGUGCACUUCAGAAUAUACAUACAAGACAUUUUGAUUUCCCUUUCUGGAGGAACUGUAUAAUAUAGGUAAAUCCUACAGCAAUCUUUGGGCAUUUGGAAGAAGCUACGCAGUGAGAGCUUCACGUUUCCUACAAACUUUAAAUCAUCUCAGUGCUUAGUGAUUAAUAGUUGUUGUUCCACCUACAAAAUAAAUGAACUGGCUGCUAACAGGCCGAUGACAUGCAAUUAAGCAGAGCUAUAAUUUAAUUGUUUCCAUGAUCUUCUUAAAAUAGGAAGAUAUUUGUUGCUGCUAUGGUAAAAGACACCGUUCCAUCCUAUCAGCACCCUCUCUUUGUAUCACAUUGCCGAAUUAGAAUUAUUUAGCCCAUAAAAAAACUAUUAAUGGGCGGAAAGAUUACACUAUUAAAGAAUAUUAGGCAGCGUAUUCCGGCAGCUUUUGGGGCAUUUUGUUUCUAUUGCUAAAUUUAGCAAUAAAAGUAUUAUAUAAAAACGUAGAAAGUGGAUCAGCACCUUAAAAAAAUCCGAUAUUUCAGACUUCUUUUUGGGCAGCAUUUUAACUGACGCCUCAGGGAUCCAAUCCUAUUUUGUUACAGGAUUUUUUUUUUUGUACUAAAUCUAUGGUAUUUUGGACAUAAUCCAUGCAAUUGUUUGUUUUAUAGCUAUCCUUCUACGAACAAUCUGCAUGGGAAAAUGUUAUAGAUUCACGGAUGAAAUGCCCACUAGAGAUGUGUCAGAAACCUACAACCUCAGAGAGGUCGAAUUUGGGAUUGUUUUUUUUUCUUUGGAAAUGCUUACGAUAAUGUGCCUUAUUAAUUAUCUGUCCUACAAUAUUUUCCUUACCGAAAGCAAUGCACAUUGAUUUUGUUAUUUUAUAUUUUAUUAAAGGAAAAUAAUGUAUGUUGAAGAAAAAAAGUGUGUAUAUAAAGACCAAUCGUGGCAGAAGGAUUAUGCAAAUAAAAGUUUUUGUAUUUAAUAAUUGGUUUGGCUCUGUGAUGCUAGACAAAUUAAUACUGUAUUCUGUUCGUUAAUUGCAAGCAGAUACAUUGGAUUUAUUUGUUUAACU
This is a messenger RNA of Pelobates cultripes (western spadefoot toad), 1811 nucleotides long. The record is from the annotation of a GenBank genome assembly. NCBI's taxonomy places the organism in Eukaryota, Metazoa, Chordata, Amphibia, Anura, Pelobatidae.